Marchantia polymorpha subsp. ruderalis is the source of this 2610-nucleotide messenger RNA. Lineage: Eukaryota; Viridiplantae; Streptophyta; Marchantiopsida; Marchantiales; Marchantiaceae. The record is from the annotation of a GenBank genome assembly.
CGCUCCGAGAGAUCGAGCUACCCGGUACGAGGUACGGUGUCGGGCAAUUGCGAGCCUAUCCGUCUGUCGAUGCCCUCGUCGGCCCGAGGAGAAAUCAAGGAGGACGGCAAAGGAGGGCCUUCUCUCAUCUGUACGUACGUACACCUUUUAAAAGAAGGGAGGGAAGGGCAGGGCGGGCGAGGGAGGAGGAGGAGGUGGAGGUGGUGGAAGUUCUUGUGAUUGGCAGUCGUCGUCUUCGUUGUCGUCGUCGUCGUCUUCGUGGGGACACCCUUUCUCUUACGGUCACGUGCACUCUGUCCAAAAUCUCUGUGUCUCUCUCGACUUCUUGGUCCUGAGCUCCAGGUGGUGUCAGGUUUCCACCGGAUUUCCUCCCGAUUUGUGUCCCUUGGGUGGUUGGGUCAGGGCGGGUCGGGUUGGCUCUGAUAAUGGCAGUGGUGACAUGCUCGGGCGGUGUCGUCGUUGCUCGUACCCGGUCCGGUUGUGAAUCUCAUACGCCUUAUGCCACCCGAGACUGCAGCAGCACCCGACCUUCUUCAUCAUCCUCGUCUUCGCCUCUGCUUGCUUUCCCUUGAAGCUCCUUGUCGCACCGCACCGCACCCAUCUUGAUUUCCACCCAUCGCUCCGCCUGUCUGUCUGCCCUAGUCUCGUUCGCCUCCGUUGCGGAGUUGAUCAGCUGCUGCUGCUGUUGUUGUCCCCCCUGCGGCUACGUUCCUUCAUCUGUUGCACCCUCCGUCGCCGCUGUUCUCAGAGAAUCUUCUGCUCCGCGCAGUUGUUGUAUUAUUUCCUUGUGCCGACUGGUGCUUUUGGCAUGCGGAGACCCUUUUAGCUGAGCAGUCGGAUUUGUCGCGUCACCUGGAUGGAACUUUAGCUGCUAUGUGAUCCAAUAUCUACAUUCCGCUGCUGUUGAAUAAGUGGAAUUGAUCAAAUUCCUUGACAUGUACACCGGUGGGAGCACAAUGUCUCAGGGGCAUGGCGCCGUUGUUUCAAAUCUCAAAGACAUUCUUAACAAACGAUUUGCACAGAGUCAAAGCCAGCAGGAAGGGUCGAGCGAGCAUCAUCGUAUCAAAGAAGGCGAGGAACCUGAACGAUCGCCAGUGCAUCAAGGCAAAAAAUUCGUCGUCGAAAGGAAGAAAAGCAUGGACAGUAGCCUUCCAGUCGUGCUGAUCACUAAUGAUGAUGGUAUAAGAGCUCCGGGACUGCAAGCUCUUGUGGCUGCUCUAAUUGACGGAGGACGCUGCCAAGUUCACGUCUGCGCGCCCGAUUCGGAGAGGUCGGCCUCUGGUCACAGCAUUACCACACGAGAGAAUAUUGUUGCGGAGUCCGUUGAUAUCGAUGGUGCAAUUGCCUUUCAAGUUUCAGGUACACCAGCUGAUUGUGUAUCUUUGGGCCUAUCAGGAACGCUGUUUUCCUGGUCUCGACCAGCCUUGGUGGUCAGUGGAAUUAACAAAGGUUCCAACUGUGGAUUGCACAUUGUAUACUCCGGAACAGUUGCUGGUGCUAGAGAGGCAUUCAUGAGUGGAGUACCGGCUAUCGCUCUCUCUUUAAAAUGGGUCCGGGGAGAAAGCAAGGAAGCCGAUUACACCGCUGCAGCAGAAGCCUCUUUGCCUCUGAUCUAUGGAGCAUUACGCGAUAUUGAGCUGGACGUCUACCCCAAAGAUUGCUACUUCAACGUCGAUAUACCCACUCAUCCCGCACAAAACAAGGGGUUCAAAGUGACAAGGCCAGGAAAUUCUCGCAUUGCAUGCUCGUGGCGACCUGUCACAAAUCAAAGAAGAAUAAGCAUGGUGAAAGACUCUGGCAUCGGCAUUCAACUUGCGCAACUCGGUCUUGCAGCUUCUGCAGCCGGAGCAAGGCGUCAAAACUCGAUCACACGUAGUGCACCUGUUGAAUUCGAGUCAACAGGAGUGGCUCCACCAAAUGGAGUGAAUGCUGGUGCUGGCUAUCAAAAGCUGCAUUUUCGGUUCGAGUAUGCAGAAGAUGUUGUGGCAGAACCAGGCUUGGACUUUGACGCCGGAGCUGUGGAAGAAGGCUAUAUAUCUGUGACACCACUGAAAGUGAUGACCUCCGUAGAAGAUCAAACACAGGAAUCUGUCGCUUCCUGGUUAUCAUCGGCUGUCGCUGUACCUUCGGCGUUGUAAAGGUGUGGAAAGGAUUUGUUAGAGUAAUUACUGUAAGAAGGAUUUUGGUAAAAUCUGUUGCAGACUUCGGUUAGUCCAUGGUGAAGAUACGAAUUUUUUCACGAGUAGCAAGGGCGAUGACAGACUUGAAUUGGUUGACCUAGGAUAAAUUUUUACACUGGAAGCUGUGGAUUUGAUUGAGAUGGUGCGCGCAAGAAAGAGUACAUCAUCUCUCUAGGUCAUGAAAUUAGAUGAAAAGUGAUGUGUGGUAUUAGUGGGUGAAGAAGUGGGUUUUUCCACUUUUAGUUUUCCAUGUCUUUAAAAUCUGGUCAAGUGGGUGAAUCUAGACACCCUCUAGAAACACAUUUCAGUUUUUCCUGCCGUCAAGUAGUAGUAGUAGUUCAGUCAGUCACAUGUAUCAUUCCCAUGUUUACUUCUUCAAUGUAAGAUUUCAAGAACUAAUUGAAAUACAUGAAGCAUUACACUUCCUCUG